Messenger RNA from Hyaena hyaena (striped hyena), 1781 nucleotides. RefSeq names its product N-terminal Xaa-Pro-Lys N-methyltransferase 1 (gene NTMT1). The record is from RefSeq and is a predicted model, not a curated record. Lineage: Eukaryota; Metazoa; Chordata; Mammalia; Carnivora; Hyaenidae. Gene Ontology annotation, molecular function: N-terminal protein N-methyltransferase activity. Gene Ontology annotation, cellular component: cytoplasm. Bases 510 to 1181 code for a protein of 223 amino acids. The transcript has 4 exons.
GUAUGUUCCUUUAAGAUGCAAAUUAUUAUGGGUACAACUUGAGGAAUAAGGCUCCUCUCCUCUUUUUACCCGGUGGAAAACCCACAGAACGCUCGUUUUUAAAAGUCCAGCCUCCAGCCGCCAAACGAACCGGUGCACGUACUGGAGGCAGAAGGGAGAGGCUCGGCAGCGCCGAGGCGCUUUUAAGUCUGAGAGUUCCUUCCACGAACCAGAGAGUCAACUGAAUCCAGGCGCCCACGGGGCGGAGCAAAGCGGUCGCGGGGCGGAGCUAGUAGCGGCCCCACCCCCGGGCGCCCGGAAGUGACGUGUACGGACAAAGGCAGCGCGCGCCGCGAGGUGUCGCGUUUGUCCGCGGUCUGACCGAGCUGGCUGUGGGCUUCUGGGGUGUUCGCUGCCGCCCUCCCUUCGUCUUCCUCGUCUUCGUCCUCUUCUCCCGGGUUCCGGGAGCCCCCGCCCGGGGAGGCACUGCUGCCGAGUGUGGUGCCUGAGCCCAGUCGGCUGGUGACAGCAUGACAAGUGAGGUGAUAGAAGAUGAGAAACAGUUCUAUUCAAAGGCCAAGACGUACUGGAAGGAAGUCCCGCCCACCGUGGACGGCAUGCUCGGGGGGUACGGCCACAUCUCCGGCAUCGACAUCAGCAGCUCCCGGAAGUUCCUGCAGAGGUUCCUGCGGGAAGGCCCGGACAAGACGGGGACCUCCUUUGCCCUGGACUGCGGAGCCGGCAUCGGCAGGAUCACCAAGCGGCUGCUCCUGCCGCUCUUCGGAGUGGUGGACAUGGUGGACGUGACGGAAGACUUCCUGGUCAAGGCCAAGACCUACCUGGGGGAGGAGGGCAAGAGGGUGAGGAACUACUUCUGCUGUGGCCUCCAGGACUUCAGCCCCGAGCCCGACUCCUAUGAUGUCAUCUGGAUCCAGUGGGUGAUAGGUCACCUGACCGACCAGCACCUGGCUGCCUUCCUGCGGCGCUGCAAGCAGGGCCUGCGCCCCAAUGGCAUCAUCGUCAUCAAGGACAACAUGGCCCAGGAGGGCGUGGUCCUGGACGACGUGGACAGCAGCGUGUGCCGGGGCCUUGAGGUGGUCCACGGGAUCAUCCGUAGCGCGGGCCUCAGCCUCCUAGCCCAGGAGCGCCAGGAGAACCUUCCGGACGAGAUCUACCACGUCUACAGCUUGGCACUGAGAUGAGCAGCGGCCGGCAGGAGCAAGGGACCAGCGUGGGGUGGGGGUGGGGCCCGGCAGGCGGGCAAGACCCAGGCUCCACAACGGGGGCACCGAGCAAGGCCUCAAUACACCCGCAUGCCAUCCUCAUGAGACUUGUUCACAAGGCAUGAUGGGACCCUGUGGGGAAGGGCGCGGCCGGAUGGAGCAGGGGGGCCGGAGUCCGGCUCUGCUGCCCUGAGGGGCAGGGGCCCGGCGCAGACCCAUGUGACUCCCGGGCCCCUGAGAGUCCCUGGAUCGCCCUUACCACCGCCUGGCCUUCCGGUCACAGGCCCGACGCCUGGAGAGUAACUCUUGGCCGUUGAGGACUUUUCCCAGGGCGGGAGGAGAGGGGCCGGGCAGCGGGGCCUAUGGCCAUCUGUGCCUUCGCAGCGCCUCCUGCCGCUGCUGGGGGCAUUCGCGUUCCGAGUCCUGCUUGGUGACGGAGCCCUGGUGUCCCUAACAUGAUGGUCACAACAGUCUAUGGCGAGGGGCGGCUGUAGCCUCACUCCAGGCUGUGCCUUGCGGCGGCUUCUUGGUGAAUUUUCAAAAGUCACAAAAUAAAAGGGUGAACCCCGUUACCGGGAA